Helianthus annuus (common sunflower) is the source of this 1395-nucleotide messenger RNA. RefSeq names its product BTB/POZ and TAZ domain-containing protein 1. Lineage: Eukaryota; Viridiplantae; Streptophyta; Magnoliopsida; Asterales; Asteraceae. Gene Ontology annotation, cellular component: nucleus. The transcript has 5 exons. The record is from RefSeq and is a predicted model, not a curated record. The coding region runs from base 115 to 1212 and encodes 365 amino acids. Gene Ontology annotation, molecular function: protein binding.
UGGUGUAUCACCAAAAAUCUUGGACGGCUUCGCGUAUUUCGAUCUGCUAUUAAAAUAACAAGACCAAAUCAAUUAGCAUAACGACCGUCUCCGCCGUUAACUUUCUCCGGCAAUAUGUGCAGAAGACCGGCAUCUCCGUCUGACUCCGUCAAUGCUUCCGGUGACUCCACGGACACCUAUAUCCAGAUUGUAACCUCUGGUGGUCGACGGAUUCCGGUGCACCAUAACAUUCUGGCAUCAGCUUCGACGGUAUUGGAAAGCAUAAUUGACCGGCCACGUAAGCAUCGGAGCUCUGAGAAAACUAUUCCGAUCGUCGGCGUUCCGUGUGACGCCGUCGUUGCCUUUGUUGGAUUCAUUUAUUCCGGCAGGUGCUCCAAUGAAGAAAUGGAGAAAUAUGGGAUACAUCUAUUGGCUCUGUCUCACGUGUACCUGGUCCCAAAACUAAAAUCACAGUGCACCAAGGAGUUGAUCCAACGGUUAACAAUUGAGAACGUGGUUGAUGUACUACAACUCGCCCGCCUCUGCGAUGCACCUGAUCUUUACCUCAAAUGCAUGAAACUCGUCUCUAACAAAUUCAAGGCUGUUGAAGAAACAGAAGGCUGGAAGUUUCUUCAAAAUCAUGAUCCAUUCUUCGAACUCGAGAUCCUCCAGUUCAUAGACGAGACCGAAUCCAGGAGGAAGAGGAGCAGCAGACAUAGGAGAGAACAAAGUUUGUAUUUCGAGUUAAGCGAAGCUAUGGAUUGUUUGGAACAUAUUUGUACAGAAGGUUGCAUAAGCGUGGGUCCACACGACAUGGUACCGCGGAAGAACAAGGCGCCAUGUAACAAGUUCUCGACAUGCCAAGGACUUCAACUCUCGAUUCAACAUUUCGCAAACUGUAAGAAGAGAGUUAAUGGAGGAUGUGUUCGGUGCAAACAGAUGUGGCAACUCUUCAAACUCCAUGCCUCUAUAUGUCAAUUGCCCGAUUCGGCUUGUAAAGUUCCCCUUUGCAGGCGCUUCAAGAUGAGAGAAGGGAAAGAAAUGAAGAACAAGAAAGAAGAGGAAAGAUGGGAGUUGUUGGUGAAGAAAGUGGUGGUAGCUAGAGCCACGUCAUCCUUAUUAUUGCCAAAGAGAAAAAGGGUGGAAGAAGAUGCUGAGCAAGAUCCAAUUGCAGCAGCAUGUGGGGAAGCCAAUGAUAAUCAUAAUCAUGUAAUUAGAAGAUUAGUUUGUUAAUUAUUUAAGCAAAACCAAUGUAUAAAUGGUUUGAUUCCUUUUUAUUUCUCAAAGGAAAUAGGAAGCCAUGUGUUAGUGUUAUUAUAUGCUGCUGGGUGUUGGGAUACCAUACAAAUGCAUAUGUAUAUGUAUAUUGUAUCCAUUUCUCUUAUAUAUAUAUAUAAAUUCAUAUUCAAGAUGUUU